This is a messenger RNA of Leptosia nina, 2175 nucleotides long. The record is from the annotation of a GenBank genome assembly. NCBI's taxonomy places the organism in Eukaryota, Metazoa, Arthropoda, Insecta, Lepidoptera, Pieridae.
AUGAUGAAUCAAUAUUUAAAAGAACUUGAAGCGGAGCCAUUUGAUCCUGACGAAUUUGUUGAAAGAAUGGUUCGCCGUAGCAUGCAAGAAUGCCGCUUAAAGGAUGACCAAUUUGAUCCUGAAAUGAUACAUGAUAUUUUUACUCAAGCAAUCCAAGAUUUAAAGGUUCUUCAAGAAAGGCAAGAAAGAAAAUGCGCACGAUUAGAGCAAGGUGUGCAAGAAGAAGAAAAAAUGUAUCUUGCCAAACUGGCAGAAAUUAUGGAUCAACAUUCACACUGUGUAACAGUAUUCAGUUCCCUUGAUGAAAGAAUGUCAAGGUGUGGGGGAAGGGCCUUGGAUGUUGGUGAGAAGCUUGGUGCUGCUCGAGCUCCACGGGCUAGAGCUGCUGCUGCUCGAGAUUUGCUCUCACAUUUAGCUAACUUUCUCAAUCCUGGCCCUGUACUGAGUAAUUUAUUUAGUGAUUCUAAUAAGCUUAACAAAGCAGCUGAUGUUAUACAAAAACUGUAUACAAUAGCUCAAGAAUUACCACCAGACAAGUUUGAAGUGGCACGAAAGAAGAUAGAAGCUAAAUAUGACGAAAUUGAGAGAAACCUUAUCGAAGAAUUUGUAAAGGCUCAAAAUCAAGGGAAUAUAACUAAAAUGAAAGAUAUAGCCAGCAUUAUGACAAAUUUCAAGGGAUAUUCACAAUGUGUUGAUGCUUAUAUUGAGACAAGUCAAAUGAAUACCCUCCUUGGUAAGGAUAUAUUUUCAUCAGUGUUGCCACUAUGCAAAAAGAACAACACCAUCAUCACUAAUGUUUUCUCCAACCCCGAGCAAGUAAUGAGCAAGUUUGUGCUGAAUAUAUUCCACUUGAAACUGCAAAAGUAUAUUCAGACGAAACUGGCUGAUAAGACUGACAUUGAAAAGUACUUGCGCAAUUUAUAUGAAGUUUAUACAAGUACCCAACGCGUUUGCGACGACUUGAUAGCUGCUAACCUCGUGUCCGCUGAUGGCAACAGUGCGACGGGAGAACUUCGUAAAGAAGCAUUAAUUAAUGGUGCAAUGGCCGGUGCUACAGAUGGCUAUGCUGCCCUGGAGAUCAGACGACUGAAGGCGGUGCUUAGCAAUACAUUAAAUGGUUAUUAUGUGGAAAAACAACAUGUGAAGAAACAAAUUCAAGGAGGAGGGUUCCAAGAGCUGCGUCGCGAUCUACAAGCAGUGAUAGGCACGCGUGCUAAUAUCAACAUCGCACAGAUUGAAAACUACGGCGGCGAAACUUUCCUCAGCCAACAACUCGUUCAAAGGAUGUUAAACGACACUAAAACUUCAUUUUUGAGGUGUAAAACUUUAUGUACGUCAAACGAGCUAUCUGGGACGACAAUAGCCUUACUAGAAGCGGUGAUACAACAUCUGCUAAUAGAACAUGUCGACUAUGCUUUGGAUUUAGGAUUGCAGUCCAUUCCGAUUGCCGAAGGAAAGGCACCACCACAGAUUCACUUCUUUGACAUUGUAAACCAGACUAACCAAAUCGUGAGGAUGUUCGGAGAAUGCUUACAAGAGUCUGUACUUCCGUGUAUGAGCUCAGCGAGUAAGCAAAGUGAAUGUAUGCAGCGAAAAAAUGCAAUAAUCGAAACACUGGAAAAUAAAUUAGACGCGGGGUUAGAGAGGUCUAUAGCAGCUAUCGUUGGAUGGGUCAAGCUUCAUCUCCAGACGGAACAAAAGAAGACCGACUUCAAACCCGAGGGAGAUAUUGACACAUUGGCUUCUCCUGCUUGUGCUGCAGUUGUGUCCUACUUGAACUCAGUAAUGGAUAAGAUUCAUUCGAACUUAGAAGGCGACAACUUGUGUGCUGUCACUUUGGAAUUAUCAGUCCGUUUGCAUCGUGUCAUAUACGAGCACUUACAGAACUUCCAGUUCAAUUCUGCUGGUGCUAUGAUCGCAAUUUGUGAUGUCAAAGAGUAUCGCUCCGCCGUGUGCGGGCGUGGCAGCCGCGCCGCCCCUGCGCCGGCGCAUGCGUUAUUUGACGCGCUACACGCACUGUGCAACCUGUUGCUUGUUAAACCUGAAAAUUUACACCAGGUCUGCGAGGGGGAAACUUUGGCGGAGCUAGACCAUUCGGUGCUUUUGAACUUCAUUCAACUCCGCGCCGACUACAAAAGCCACAAGUUAUCCAGUUUCCUGAAGGGACUCUAUUAA